This is a messenger RNA of Columba livia (rock pigeon), 3919 nucleotides long. It is a transcript of the gene SLC35D3, whose product is annotated as solute carrier family 35 member D3. The transcript has 2 exons. The coding region runs from base 108 to 1373 and encodes 421 amino acids. The record is from RefSeq and is a predicted model, not a curated record. NCBI's taxonomy places the organism in Eukaryota, Metazoa, Chordata, Aves, Columbiformes, Columbidae. Gene Ontology annotation, cellular component: Golgi apparatus. Gene Ontology annotation, molecular function: antiporter activity.
CGCCCCCUGCCUCCGCCCGUCCUCGUCUCCCCCCGCCGCCGCCGCGGCGGGUGGCCGGGCGGGCGGCAGUGCCGCGGGCCCCGGCGGCGGGGCCGUGCGCUGGGAGGAUGGGCCGGUGGCGGGGCCGGGCGCGGGGCGUCGCGGUGGCGGUGGCACACGGGCUAUGCUCGGGCUCGCUGAACAUCCUCCUGAAGUUCCUGCUGGCCCGCUACCACUUCGCCUUCCUGACACUACUGCAGUGCCUGAGCAGCGCGGCCGCGGCGCUGGGGCUGGAGGCGCUGCGGCGGCGGGGGUUGGCAGCGCUGCCGCCCUUCGGGCUCCGCCUGGCGCGCCCCUUCGCCGCCGUGGCCGCCCUGGCCACGCUGCAGUCCACCCUCACCCUCUGGUCGCUGCGCGGCCUCAGCCUCCCCAUGUACGUCGUCUUCAAGCGCUGCUUGCCCCUCGUCACCCUCCUCACCGGCGCCCUGGUGCUCCGCGACGGCAUGCCCUCGCCCGGCGUCCUUGUCGCCGUCCUCAUCACCACCUGCGGCGCGGCGCUGGCCGGAGCUGGUGACCUGACUGGGGAUGCUAUGGGCUAUGUGACAGGUGUGCUGGCUGUGCUGAUACACGCUGCCUACCUGGUGCUCAUACAGAAGACCAGUAUAGAUAGUGAAUACGGACCCCUGACAGCUCAGUACGCCAUCGCUGUUUCAGCCACCCCUUUUCUCAUCAUCUGCUCCUUUGCCAGCAUGGAUUCCAUCAAUGUCUGGUCAUUCCCGGGCUGGAAGGACCCUGCCAUGGUAUGCAUCUUUAUCGCGUGUGUCCUGAUUAGCUGUGCCAUGAACUUUACCACCCUUCACUGCACUUAUAUUAACUCAGCUGUGACCACCAGCUUCGUAGGGGUGGUGAAGAGCAUAGCAACCAUCACAGUGGGCAUGGUGGCAUUCAAUGAUGUGGAGCCCACAAAGUUAUUUAUAGCCGGUGUUGUGGUCAACACGUUGGGGUCUAUCAUUUACUGCGUGGCCAAGUACAUUGAGACGAGACAGCAAAGCAAUUAUGAGGACCUGGAGAAAGACACUAGAGAAGAGGAGGGGAAGAGGCAGGCUGGGGACCAAGCACUGUUUUCAAUGGAGACAGUUUCCCAUGAGAAAGGAGCUGAGGAAGCAGCAGUGGAAGGAUCAACCAUGGAGGACAGCCGGAGCAGAGAGGAAGAGAAGGACGGCACUGAGAAACCUGCCGAGGGAUCAGCGACCCGUGGAAAAGGCACCAGCACACAAGAAGUGAACAGGAGCUCACUGAAGGAUGCCUAUCUUGGAGUAUGGAGGUUGGUGAGGGGUGCUAAUUAUAUAAAGAAGGAUUAUUUGAUAGAAAAUGAAGAGGUACCAAACCCUUAAAAAGCAGGUUUGAAAACCUGUUACUUGAGGACAGACACCUGGUUCUCUGUACAGGGGGAAGGGCAGAGCAUACAUUUCCACGUCAAUGCCGACAAAUCCAAAUCAUGUAGGAUAACUUUACCUCAUUGUCAAAAAGCAGAAAGUCAGAGUUCACUCAUGCUUUGGGCUUGCUCUCAGCUGCUUUCAGUACAUCAGCUUAGACGCGCCACAGGUAGAGAUGCUGAGUCCUCUGCUGUGGAUAUAGAGAGAGCUGGGUAACGGCAAGUGACGGGGCGCUUGCCCAGCAGCCUGGGCCAUGGGGAACACCAGUACCAUUAAGUUAGUCAGCAGUGCCAAUGACACAGCAGUGGACUGUAGCUUAGCUUGCAUCUGGAGCCUUGUGAUUUUAAGACCGUUCGGAGGCUCUGUCAGUGUGCUUCCGUAUCUGUAUCCAUCCAAUUAUAAGUACUCAAUAUAAAUACAUUUCUGCAAUAUAUAAGCUCCUAUUAACUGUACUUUUGUGUGCUCCUCUGUGUCAAUGCAAUUGCAACAGAGCUAGAGGUUGUGCCACUUCAAUUAUAUUGGUGUAAAAUCACCCUCUUAACUAAAGAAUUGAAACUCUCCCUGAUUCUGUUGCCAGGCUUGGCCUUGGACCUGGUUUACAUUGAGUGGUUUGUGUCUUCAAUAGAAACAUUUUUGUCUUGAGGUGGUGUGCAUCAGAGCAGAACCUGAUCUGAACUUUUGAGAAGCUGUGGUCAGCAAAGGAAGGGUGUUCUUUUAUGACCUUUAACUACAUGUAAUAUUGGAAAUAUUAUUUUGACCCAAAUAAAAUUAAUUGGAGAUGUUGAUAUAUCAAUUUGAUCUGGAGGGCUAUAAAAAAAAUAGGGAGACAGUGCAGUGUGCCUUGUGCUAUCCCCUCCUUGUACCCUAAACUCGGGUGAAUCAGAACCUGGCCUGGAACUUCGGUGUCCUCUCCAUCUUCCUCUCUCAGAAGUACAGGCUGAUAGGAGUACUGGGGGCACCACCUCUGCUGGGGUUCCCAGAAUUGCUUUUGCAGGACAGUUUUGCUGUAUCCUGACUGCAUGUUGGGAUGUGGCUUUGUGUGUAUCAGCCUGCACUGUCCCUGUGCUGUGGUGUCCAGUGGAAGAAAGUGCAGGCGGGUGGGCAGGAGCUGUGGUGUGCUCUGGCAGGGCCUCUGCUCAACGUGCCAGUAUUUUGUACCACAUGCACUAGGGAAAUAAGCAUUUGAGUGUUUCUCAGACUGGGGUUACCCUUUUGGGAGGCAGAGUCCUUGGGUGGAACCUUUGCUCAGAACCAAGCAGAGAGGAGAUUUGACUCUGAGUCUUCUUCAUCCCAAAAGGGUGCCCUGUCCUUCUGUCCAUCUUCACCACAGGCUGAAACAAGUUGUUAUUAUCUCCUGAAAAAAUGAACCAAGUUUGUUGUAGCUAUUAUUGUUAUUGUUGUUGUUAUUAUUUAUUAAGCCACUGAACUGAAAAUCGUUUAUUCCCACAGCCCUGAUUAAGCAGUGCCUAGCCCAAUGCCUUCUCCAGCCAAGCAGGCAGCAUUAAGCCUCACAGCGUGUUCAGCGCUGAAAUUCAAAAUGAGCCAUUUACCCAGCAGGGAAUAUUUGCAAAACUGAUCUCUGGGGGAGCUUUAGAUUCUUGUCGAUAAAUGCAGGCAGAAACAUGGGGUGCAACAGUGUGGCUUUCGAGUGAGUGCAGAGGUUGGGUGACCUGGCAUCGCCCACGAAUUUUGAAAGAGAUGACCAUAAAGACAUUCAGGCUAAAAGCCUGUAACUGGUGAGCUGAGAGAUUGGGCAUGGAGACCUGUACAUCACACCUUAUGUAUAGCUUGUGUUUAAGAGUCGAGAGAUACUGUCUGUAUGCCAAAUUAUGUUUACUUUCUCUUCAGGCUCCAUAUGGUAUAUUUUUCAGUAAAAACACUAUUUAUUGUUUAUAGGCUAAUAUAAUAGGGGUUUUAUUAAUUUUUCAAGUGCAUCCCAGAGUGAAGAAGUUUGUGCCUAUGACUUACAAUUGCUGUAUUACUGAACUCAUUAUGAUAUUGAACUGUAUUGUAAUCGUACGGAUGGCUGAAGAGAAGCCCACACUUCUGAUCUGUCCUCACUGUGCUCAGUGUUUUCUGUCCACAAGAAAUGUGGAUCUUUCUACCACCUGGAUGUGAGCCUUAGAUCCCGUAGUGCACGCUCCAUGUUUGGCACCUGCUUUAGGAAGCUCUCCCCUGCAAUCCUGUUGCAGGACUUUUCCCUGGGAGAGUUCAGUGUUUUGCUGCUUACUGUUGUUGAAGUAUUAAUAGAAACUUGCAGAAAUUUGAAGAGUUUUGACUGUUGUACGUUUGCAUGUAUAGUUGAAAUGUGAUUAUAUUGUAUUCUGUUUAUACCUGUAAAUUCCCUGAACUAAAAUGGGAAUUGGCAAAUGCAAACCACUUUUUCAGUAACAGAGACUGUCACACAAUAAAAUAAAAAUACUGCCUCGUGCUGAGGUAUUUUUAUAACAUCAGCGGAAGACUGCAGAAUGAGAUGUGGGAAUAAAAUGCACUGCUUUCCAAAA